This is a messenger RNA of Desarmillaria tabescens, 1250 nucleotides long. RefSeq lists its product as uncharacterized. Bases 56 to 1138 code for a protein of 360 amino acids. Lineage: Eukaryota; Fungi; Basidiomycota; Agaricomycetes; Agaricales; Physalacriaceae. Gene Ontology annotation, cellular component: nucleolus; chromatin. The transcript has 8 exons. Gene Ontology annotation, molecular function: peptidyl-prolyl cis-trans isomerase activity. The record is from RefSeq and is a predicted model, not a curated record.
AAAAUCUUGCUCAACCAGACUCGCUCAGUACUGUCCUUUCAUUUGUCUCUGCAAAAUGGCCAUCACUCUUGCGCUAUGGAGCAUCAAGCUCACGCCUGGAAAGCCUGAAAUUAUCGAAGCCCACAGUGACAGAACGGUCACCAACAUUGCAAUCGGUGACGACUCGGAAGCACCCAGCAAGUCAAGCAGGAGCACGGUCAAGCUGACAUACCCAAAUCUCGCCUAUGAUGAAGAUGACGACGAUGAUUCGGAGGAAAACAUCACUACCGUGUUAUGCUCGUUGUCUGUAGGAAAGGUCGAACAGGUGGUGACCGAUAUUGUGCUCAAUGAGGGUAGCUCGUACAAAUUUGAGACUACCGGCGAAAAUACGAUAUAUGUGAGCGGGCACAUCAUCGACCAGCGACCAUUCGACUCGGACUCAGACUCCUCGAUAGGCGAUGAGGAGGAGGCUUUUGACCUCAGAGACGUCAGCUCUGAUGUCGAAAUUGAGCCAGAAGAAUAUGAAAGUGACGCAAGUCGAUUUGAAGAAGUACAUGAUGAUGCUACAGAAAAGUCUCUAAAGCGGCCUCGCCAGUCAACCGACAUGGAUAUUGACAGCUCAAAGCUCUCCAAGGCUGAAAAAAAGAAAGCCAAGAAGCAAAAAGGCGAAGAUGGGAAACCCGUCGUUGUCGAAGCCGAUGCUCCUGCCGAUAAAUCUGACAAACCUAGCAAAAAGGACAAGAAAGAAAAGUCUGAAACUACCGGCAAGACGUUAGCUGAGAAAGAGCUACCGGGGGGUCUGAAGAUCAAAGACUCAAAAGUUGGAACGGGACCACAAGCGAAGAAAGGCAAUACUGUUCAGAUGAGAUACAUCGGUAAACUUACCAACGGCAAAGUUUUCGACUCGAACACCAAAGGAAAACCCUUCUCCUUCCGCCUUGGUGCAGGCGAGGUCAUUAAAGGUAUGUUUCUUUAUGUAGUACGUGUUCAAUGCCUCAACAGCCGGACAGGGUGGGAUCAAGGACUUGUCGGAAUGCAGGCUGGAGGAGAACGUGUACUUACUAUUCCACCUGCUUUGGGGUAUGGCAAAAAGGGCGUAUCUGGCAUUCCAGGAAAUGCGACGCUCAUCUUUGAAUGCAAGCUUGUCAACAUUAAGUAGAUUGCAGGUGGAUGGUAAAAUAGUUCAUAAAAGUAUGGUCGUCACGAAUAACCGUCGUUUAUACCAUUUAAUAAUAGUUCACAAAUCGCAGUUGCAUUCGUUUGAACGAGAA